UCCCCCUCUAUUUCGCGCAGCUAGAAAUUUCAGGGCACCAUCGUUCCACGCAUAAAAAUAAUCAGCAGAACUCAAUACGGGUUAAAGCUAGUUUGCACCAUCAGAUUUCAUUUUUAAACCUAUUUGAUUCUGAAGGACUUUAAAUAUUGACUUCAGCUGGGAAUCUCAAAAUCAAUCUCAUUGAAGAAGAGGCAUAGCUGGAUUUUGUUGGAAACCUUUAAUUUUCUUAUCAUUUCCAAAGAAGAAACACAGACGGCCCAAUCAUAAUCUAUCUAGGAAGAAGAAAAAGGAGUGGCUAUGGAAUUCAUCCCGGAGAUUGCCAGGACUGCAUGGACUUACAUCAACCCUAGAAGCCUUGAAGAGAAACUUGAUCUUCUGAGAACCGAAAUGCAGGAGUUGGGUAGCCGGCAGACCAAUGUAAUUAUUGCACUCAACACAGCCAAGGUAAAGGAUGGAAAGAAGCCAAAGGCAGAGGUGAGUUUAUGGCUGAAAAAUGUGGAAAAGAUUACAAGCCAAGUGACUGAGAUAGAAGAGGAUUGUAAAGUAAGGAAAGAUUUCUUAAGCUCACGUGUAGCAUUGGUAAAUCUUGUCAUGAAGAAGAUUGAAGAGGUGAUAAAGCUUAAGGAGAAAGGUCGAUUUUCAGAAGGGUUACUUGUUGAUCUAUUACCUGAAAUGGGAAUUAUACCGACGACGAAACUGGUGGGCGCAAUGACAGCUAAAAGAAAUUUGGAAUGGAUUUGGGAGUCAUUGAUGAGUCAUGAGGCCAAAAUUAUUGGUGUCUAUGGCAUGGGGGGCGUUGGCAAGAGGACCAUCAUGACCCACAUCUAUAAUAGAAUAAAAAGCUCCGGAAUAUUUGACAUUGCUAUUUGGGUAACGGUUUCAAAUGAUUCUAGUAUUGAAAGACUGCAAAAUGGUAUUGCACAAGUAAUAAGAUUGGAUCUUUCCAAUGAACACGAUGAAAUGAUAAGGUCCAUUAAAUUGUCCGAGGCUUUGAAGCGUUGGGAGAAGCUCGUUGUCAUCUUUGAUGAUGUGUGGAAUUCAUUUCCGUUGGAAAGGGUAGGGAUUUCCAAGGACAAGGCAUGCAAAAUAAUAUUGACUACUCGAUCAAAAAUUGUGUGCCGAGGCAUGAACUGCCAAAAAGAGAUUGAAGUAGAGGUUCUCUCGACAGAAGAAGCAUGGGAAUUGUUUAAGGAAAUACUUGGGGUUAAUGCGAUGCUUUCUUUGGAUGUAGAACAGAUUGCGAAGCUUGUCACUAAAGAAUGUGCUGGUUUGCCGCUUGGAAUCAUUACAGUAGCAAGUGCAAUGAGAGAAAAGAAUGAUAUUAGAGAAUGGAGAAAUGCAUUAGAGGAGUUACAACACUCAACGAUGGAUAUUGAAGGCAUGGAUGAUAAAGUUUUUCGAAUUUUGAAAUUUAGUUACGAUCGAUUAAAAAGUGAGAAGAUUCGAUCUUGUUUCUUGUAUUGUGCUUUGUUUCUAGAGGACUACCGAAUUGUUGAUGAAGAGCUAGUAAAUUAUUGGAUGGGAGAGGGAUUGAUGGAUAUGGGAGACUGGGAAACGGAAGUCGACAAAGGCCACACAAUAUUAAAUGGACUGAUAGAUGUAUGUAUGUUGGUGAGGUCUGAUAAUCAUGUAGUAAUGCAUGAUUUAAUCAGAGAUUUGGCUAUCGGAAUUACAAGGAAGAGCCCUCGGUUUGUGGUCAAGGCUGGGAUCCAAAUAAGGGGAUUAAUUGGUAUAGAAGAAUUCCCUGAAGAUGCUGACAGAAUAUCAUUUAUGAGAAAGAAGAUUAAAAUGCUUUCAGGCGAACCAAACUGCCGAAAACUCUCCACAUUGUUGUUGAGAGAGAACCCUCUCUCAGGCAACAUUUCUCAUGAGUUCUUCAAUCGCAUGAACAGCCUCAGAGUUCUCGACCUCUCUGACACUCUGAUUAAGUAUUUGCCAGAAUCAGUUUCAAACUUGGAGAACCUGCAUGCACUCUUACUAAAUAAUUGUAGAAGGUUGAGGAAGGUACCGUCGUUAGCAAAGCUCAAGCGUCUAAGAAUUUUGAACCUCUCUGAAACUCAGAUUGAGUAUUUGUCGUUAGCAAAGCUCAAGCAUCUAAGAAUUUUGAACCUCUCUGAAACUCAGAUUGAGUAUUUGCCAGCAUCAGUUUCAAACUUGGAGAACCUGCAUGCACUCUUACUCAAGGGUUGUGGAAGGUUAAAGAAGGUACCGUCCUUAGCAAAGCUGAAGCGUCUAAGAAUUUUGAACCUCUCUGAUACUGUCAUCAAAGAAGUGCCAGAUGGUAUGGAAUGUUUGGUUAACCUUAAAGAGCUUUAUGUUUCGUCUUCUGGCAUGAGAAAUGUUGUUAGAUGUAAUUCAUUAGUGCUUCCUGAUAGUAUUGUCAAGUUGCAGAUGGAGGGAUGCGAUCUGUCAAGCUUACCCUGCCUCUCUCACUUGCAACGCUUACAGAAAUGUAACAUCUCGUUCUGUAGCAUGGAGUGGUUGUUGCCAAUAAGAGACGACAGCACCAUAAAGUCUUUACCCUCAAUACAGAAACUGUCUCUAGAAGUGCUUCCGAAUUUGAGGGGUCUGUCUGAGGGAGUCUUGCUACCUGGCUCAUUCGCAUGCCUCACACACAUGUAUGUCAUAGGAUGCAAAGUAUUGGAGAAUCUCAUGUCACUUGAAUUGUUUCAGCACCUCCGAUGCCUGGAACAAAUCAGUAUUAUAGGAUGCAGUGAGAUGGAGGAGGUGAUAAAAGGAGGAGAAGAAGCGAUGGUUGAAGAAAAAGGUCAUAACAAAAACAAUAACAAUACCAUCCUAAUCCCAAACCUGAGGGAGUUGUAUUUGAGACAUUUAGGGAAACUGAAAAGCAUUUGUAAGCAGGUAAUCAUUUGCCCUUCCCUGAAAAGGAUUGAUAUAGAAGGUUGUCCUCGGCUGAAGAAGAUCCCUCUUUCCUUGGGCAACUCAACAUCUGGUGUGCGUGGAUCGAUCCAAGGAAGCAAAGAAUGGUGGGAUGCAUUGGCGUGGGAUGAUCCCAACAGCAAAACACUCCUACGUCGUUUCCAAGAAGUAGAAGAAGAAGACGAAGAAGAUGAAGAUCGAAAAGGAGGAGGAGGUGGAAUGAAAAGAAGAGCAGAAGAAGAUUUAGAAGAGGUUGCUUCGACGUCACGGCAGCGGUUAUCUCCUCAUUAGGAUGGACUUUGGAUUUUUAUUUUAUUUUGUUUGUAAAUUUGGUAUUUUAAAUUUCAAACGAGUACCGUUGAGAAAUGUAUUGUUAGUAAGAAUGGAUUGUGUUCUUCUUCUUCUCUCCGUGUGCUUAUGUAUUAUUAGUGAUUAGCAUAUGGAUGUAUUAUUGGAGUUUACCCAUCUAAUAACAGGUAAAGCAUUUUUGUGUGAGACAAACUCUAUAUAUAUCAAAUCCAUACCAUUUUUGUGUCA
Messenger RNA from Magnolia sinica, 3417 nucleotides. Its product is annotated as probable disease resistance protein At5g63020. The coding region runs from base 298 to 3171 and encodes 957 amino acids. NCBI's taxonomy places the organism in Eukaryota, Viridiplantae, Streptophyta, Magnoliopsida, Magnoliales, Magnoliaceae. Gene Ontology annotation, molecular function: ADP binding. The transcript is spliced from 4 exons. The record is from RefSeq and is a predicted model, not a curated record.